AUGAAACGCCCGGUCUGUGGUCUUUGCCAGAGAAUCGGGGCGCGAUGCACGUUUCGAGUCCGACUGAAUCACUCCACCAAUAGACCCGGCACCAAAAAGAACAUUACCAAGCACAAGGAUUCAAGUACCACACGCCGUACAUCAAUCAGUCAUACCGCAUCGCGGAAUUUCGACCUGCUCGAUGCCUUUGUCAAUGAUGAGGGUUCCCAUGUCUCAAUAACAACGGACACAUUGAGCGACAGUCUCAGCGCACGACACUCCUCGAAUCAGGACACGGAUGUCGUUAUGCAAGACCAGAUCGUUGUCCACAAUAGGCCCGCCCGGGUGACAUCUAACAACAUCACUCCUGCUGAGCAAGCUCGACCAGCAUCACAUCCUGGCAGACAUUUGCAUCCAGAAAAUCUCCAUCAGACUGAAGAUCAGCACCAGAGUUGGGGUAUUCCAGAUACAGCCGCUCUUGACCUAAUCCACAUUUUCUUCGACAAAAUUCAGCCCUGGCUACCAAUAAUGCAUCGUCCAUCGUUUUUCAAUCGAUACAUUCGCCGCCAUAAUCAACAAGACCGUCUGGUGGAGCCCCAGAGCCUUCCAACCGACCACAUUAUUAUGAUCUUAUCCAUGUUCUCUUUGUCUGCUAGGUUCUCUAAGGCACCAUGCUUUGACGGUAUAGAUCCUGUCACGCGCGGUAUUGCCUUUGCCGAGCGUGCUGCUAUCCUCAAAGAUCCCAUCAUUAGGAAAGUCGAAGAAGCCUCUACCGAGCUGCUUAAAGCCUGUGUGAUCCUCGCUUCUCAUUGCCUCACUGCAGGACAAAUGGCAUCCGGGGCCGUCUUGUUAAGCGUCUGUGUUCGCUUCGCGUAUAACUUAGCGCUGAACGACCUUGAUGACGAACAAAUUUGCGAAGAUGGAACUGUCGAAAAUGAUGAUUUCGAUGAGUCAGAAGCCUGGGUCUGCAAAGAGGAGCUGCGAAGGGUAUGGUGGGCUAUUUCCGACCUCGACACGUUCCUAUGCACCGUCUCAAGUCAUCCGUUCGGACUCGAUCGACAGUCUAUGAGAGUCCUGCUCCCAGUUUCUGAUGAGCUCUGGUUCAAGGGCGUACCAACAAAAUCAUCAGUGCUACUCCUUCAUCCUUCUCAAAUCUGGAAGAGCCUCCAGCAUUCAACCACUCAACCAGCCCGGGCUUGGUUCCUAAUGAGCAACCAAUUGUCUUCUUCUGUUGCCGACGCGGCACGUCGGCCCUCAAAUACAUCGCCAGAGCAAGUGGCAGAGCUGGAAAGUGCACUUGGUUGUUUCAAAAUGGCAAUGCCGGCGAGUUUUCAAUUGAAACAGUUACAUUUUGACGACAGCAAUUUCGCAGAAUGUCAUUGGAUCUUGUCGACGCAUCUAAUGAUUAUGGCCUGCGAGACUCUUCUUCAGCAAGUGGCAUGCCACAAGACCCACAGAAAUAGUCUAUCUUCUUUUGCCAGUGAUCCCACCGCUUUCGGGAAGCGCUUCCACUCUAUGCUUGUCACUUUAGCCCAAAUUUGGCCUCAGGAGUAUAUUCCUCUUAUUCAUCCAACUAUGUGUUGUGCGCUGAUCAACACAAGAGACGUUGUUCUGGAAGAUAAUCAUCCAGCUAAGACUCGUUGCACGGACCUAUCCAGGUUACUCAUCAAACAUUUUGCAAGUUACUGGAAACUUGGAUCUGCAUCACUUCGGUUGAUCGAUGUAUUGGCAGACGACAUCACAGAGAAAUCCCAGUCAUCCGCCUCUGACGAUCGAAUGAUGAUCAAACACUUUUCAGCUUUAGACCCGAAGUUUCGCAAACGCCGCAGAAUGACGAGCUCCACUCGCGAUAGUCAGGAAUCACCAAAUCAAGCAGUGAAUAUUGGUGUCAAUGACCUACCAACUCCGAGCUUCAGCAGUGUCGGCAGCCCUGGUGAUCUUCAAUGGCCGCAGGUGAAUUUUUGGGAUCACAUUCAAGACUUUGAAAUCGACCAAUACCAGACGCCUAUGACGAGGCUGUUUUCAAAUAUCAUUCCCGUCGACCCUUCUGGACAGGACCCAGGGCUUCAGGACGACGGUCGCCAUGGAGAUAUGAUGUCGAUGAAUUCAAAGGACGUGAUUCACACCUUUUAG
This is a messenger RNA of Exophiala mesophila, 2112 nucleotides long. RefSeq lists its product as uncharacterized. The coding region runs from base 1 to 2112 and encodes 703 amino acids. The transcript has 7 exons. NCBI's taxonomy places the organism in Eukaryota, Fungi, Ascomycota, Eurotiomycetes, Chaetothyriales, Herpotrichiellaceae. Gene Ontology annotation, molecular function: zinc ion binding; DNA binding. Gene Ontology annotation, biological process: DNA-templated transcription. Gene Ontology annotation, cellular component: nucleus. The record is from RefSeq and is a predicted model, not a curated record.